CUAACGCUAAUAUUAAUCCCAUAGUGUCCGCUAAAACACAUGUAGCCAAUUGAGGCCUAGCAUCAAUUAUAAAUAUGAUUCGAUACAAAUGUGUUAAAUUUAUUCCGUACCGUCACCUUGCUUCGUUUUGGCUUUUAGCAACUUGGUUGAGUCUGGUGCUGACCGUUGUCUUCCUACACCAGUUCUUGACGAUUGCCAAAUCAAAUAUCAUUUUAAUCAAACACCAACAAGGAGAAAAACCGUCAGCGGCUAUUCCGUCUAUAGACCUACGUGUCAUUAACAAAGAAGUCCAAUCAACUAGUAGUCGUGCUGCUGAUCGAAGAGGCCCUCACCAAAAAGUGAUUUCCUAUUCCAUCUAUGGCAAUUUUUCGCUAACGGAUGUCGUUCACAAAUAUUUGAGACCUUUUAAAGAGACCAUCAAGAUAAUUCCUCUCAUCUACCCAGGUUGGAUUGUAAGAAUUUACCACAACUUGACGAAAGACGAAACAGAAACGUGGAAAUUUCUCAAAAACACUUUGGACUUGGGCGCAGGCCACGUCGAUUUGUGCAAUGCAACAGAUAUCAUUGAGAAGCGAAAACUGGCGGAUUUGUUUGCAAUGACAUGGCGUUGGUUACCUUUGCUUGACGACAUGGUGGACACGCUUAUGUCGAGGGACUCGGACAGCAAUAUCAUACCUCGUGAAAAAGACGCCGUACGUGAAUGGCUGGACAGCAACAAAACCUUCCACAUUAUGAGGGAUCACCCGGCACAUUGCCGUUUUAUUGUUGGAUGUUGUUGGGGAGUUAAAAUCAGCCAGGAUCGUUCCUCAAUCGUAAAUGCGUCCAAAAAAAUGUUCACCGAAAAUCAUCUGCAUGAGUACGACUACGACCAAAAAUUGCUGGAUAAACUGAUUUGGCCGAUAGCCAUCACCAAUAUGGUUGUACACGAUAGCUACUGCUGUGAAAAAAUACCCUUCAGCCAUCAUCCGUUUCCGACACAGAGAAGAGACAUGCUCUUCAUUGGUAUUAGAGGGAAACCAGAAGAAGAACUUAAGUUUCCGUGUCCUCCCAAGUGUCGCCCAGCCAAUGCAACUUCUAAAUGGAGUUUUUGUUAA
This is a messenger RNA of Daphnia pulicaria, 1094 nucleotides long. RefSeq lists its product as uncharacterized. The coding region runs from base 75 to 1094 and encodes 339 amino acids. The record is from RefSeq and is a predicted model, not a curated record. The transcript is spliced from 5 exons. Lineage: Eukaryota; Metazoa; Arthropoda; Branchiopoda; Diplostraca; Daphniidae.